Molecule: messenger RNA, 11789 nt
Organism: Diabrotica virgifera virgifera (western corn rootworm)
Lineage: Eukaryota; Metazoa; Arthropoda; Insecta; Coleoptera; Chrysomelidae
Gene: Dscam2
Product: cell adhesion molecule Dscam2
Exons: 32
Coding region: 203-5872 (1889 amino acids)
Biological process (GO): cell-cell adhesion
Molecular function (GO): protein binding
Source: RefSeq, a predicted model, not a curated record
GACACCGCGAGACGUUGUACCCGAAAAGGCGCGUUCAAGAAUGAUGUUAACAUGCUGAUCUUAUCCUUACCAAGUCAACAAUCCGGACUCUACAUCAAUGUCGUAACUGAAAAAAGGUCGUGGGAAUAUACAGUGUGACGAUAUACGCGAUUUUUCGGCCGAUAUAGACUUUUUUGGAGGUUUUUAGCCAAUUUUCUUCAAGAUGCUCUUAUGUUGGAUUUAUUUGGGUAUUCUCUUAGAAUCAGUAGUAGCCUUCGACUCACACCUCCGAGGACCGUCAUUCGUAAUGGAGCCUCCUUCAAGACUGGAAUUUUCAAACUCAAGCGGGGGAUGGCUAGAUUGCUCAGCGUCUGGCAGUCCUCAACCUUCUAUAGACUGGCUCUCCGUUGAUGGCACGUCGGUCGGCGACAUAUCAGGAAUACGAAGGGUCCUGAGAAACGGAACGUUAUUUUUACAACCCUUCGCUGCUCAGUCUUAUAGACAAGACGUCCACAGUACUGUGUAUAGGUGUAUAGCAAGUAAUAGCGUAGGGAGGAUUAUCAGCAGAGAUGUCCAAGUUAGAGCUGUGGUCACACAGUCAUUCAGGGUAGACGUAGAAGUGAUAGGUGCAGCUCGGGGCUGCACAGCAGUAUUAAAAUGUAUAGUGCCAAAUUUUGUUAAAGACUUAGUAAGAAUCAUAUCAUGGGUUCAGGAGCCCACGUUUUUUAUAUAUCCAUCUCUACAAGGAGACGGCAAGUUCCACCAACUUCCCUCAGGAGAAUUGCUCAUCCAUAACUUGGAGUUCAGCGACCAGUUUCCUACUUACCGCUGCAGGACAAUGCAUCGCCUCAGCCGACAGGUCGUGGUCAGUAGUCCCGCUAACGUCAGAAUUACAGAACAUCGAGGCAUUGUAUCUCCGGUGAUUGUGGAAAAUUCAGGAGCAGUCACUGUAGCGCAAGACGAAGGAGCCGCAUUAAUAUGUAUAGCUCAAGGAUGUCCAGCACCAGAAUACAGGUGGUACAACCAUGCAGGUCUAGAGCCAAGCCUUAUUAUUCCUGGUCCUAGAGUUCGCCAAUUGGGACCUGUAUUAGCAAUUGAAGCAGUUAAUACCGAGGACGGUGGCGUCUACCGGUGUUCGGCUUCAAAUGCAGGAGGCGAAUCCAGUGCUGAACUGCGCCUAAUAGUUUCUACGACGUUGCACGUCGAAAUUUCACCGCCUCUGCUGAGCGUUCAUAUGGGCGGAAGCGCAGAAUUCAGAUGCGUAGUCUCUUCUCAAAGCGGCGGUCCACACUUAGUAACAUGGUACAAAGAUGGUCGACAACUUCCUAGUACCGGAAGGGGCUCUAGUGAGACGCUCAUCGUAAAUAAUAUCGGAAGAGAAGAUCGAGGAAUGUAUCAAUGUGUCGUACGAAGAGCGGAAGGUGAUACCGCCCAAGCUGCUGCCGAACUUCAAUUGGGGGAUGCGCCUCCAAUCCUGCUGUACAGUUUUAUCGAACAAACGCUGCAACCGGGCCCCGCUGUAUCUCUUAAAUGUAGUGCUUCAGGAAAUCCGACUCCGCAGAUAUCGUGGACUUUAGACGGUUUCCCGUUACCAAGUCAUGGAAGAUUUGUAAUCGGACAGUAUGUUACGGUCCACGGAGAUGUAAUUAGCCACGUUAACAUCAGCCAUGUUAUGGUAGAAGAUGGUGGAGAAUACAUGUGUACAGCGGAAAAUCGAGCAGGAAAAAGUUCUCAUUCAGCACGUUUAAACAUAUAUGGAAUGCCCUACAUCCGCCUAAUCCCGAAAGUGACCGCAGUGGCUGGCGAGACCCUCCAGCUCAAGUGCCCGGUGGCCGGCUACCCCAUAGACGAGAUCCACUGGGAGAGGGGCGGGAGAGAGCUGCCGGAUGAUUUGCGACAAAAAGUACUCGGUGAUGGCACGUUGGUUAUCAGUCCGGUGGAAAAGAAGGCCGAUUCAGGCGUGUAUACUUGCUGGGCGAGGAAUAAACAAGGGCAUAGCGCACGAAGAAGCGGAGAAGUCAACGUAAUAGUUCCUCCAAAAGUUAGCCCAUUCUACGCAGAAGACACUCUUCACGUUGGCGACCGAGCCAGCCUAACCUGUUCUGUAACCAAAGGAGAUCUACCUUUGACAAUAUCUUGGCACAAAGACGGAAGAUCCGUAGAACCUGCUCAAAUGAUGUCGAUAACGCAGGUGGACCAAUUCACUAGCAUUCUGGUGAUAGAGAGUCUCUCUCCAGAACACAACGGCAACUAUUCUUGCGUAGUGAGGAACCUUGCAGCAGAGGUCUCCCACACACAGCAGUUGGUUGUUAAUGUACCGCCGAGGUGGCUAGUUGAGCCGGUUGAUGUCAGUGUGGAACGCAACAGGCAUGUGGCUCUCCACUGCCAAGCUCAAGGCGUUCCUACACCCACGGUUAUAUGGAAAAAAGCAACAGCUAGCAAAUCUGGAGACUAUGAAGAAGUUCGAGAUCACAUGUACACAAAAUUACUGGGUAAUGGUACCUUAUUGCUUCAACACGUCAAAGAAGACCGUGAGGGCUACUAUCUAUGUCAAGCAGAUAAUGGCAUUGGUACUGGAAUUGGCAAAGUUAUACAGCUUAGAGUUAAUUCUUCACCAUACUUUUCUGCCCCAUCGCGGCUUGUUACCGUCAAAAAGGGAGAUGCUGCGCUGCUUCAUUGUGAUGUGAACGGUGACAAACCAAUUAAUGUGGUAUGGUUACGGGGCGGCAAAACCGAAUUAAAUCCGUCCACCAACUACAGAGUUAACGUUAAACAGGACGUUACGCCAGAUGGGGUGGCAGCAGAAUUGCAAAUAUUAAAUGCAGAUGCGAAAGACAGUGGAGCCUACUUUUGCCAAGCUAGCAACAUGUACGGUAGAGACCAACAACUAGUUCAAUUGUUAGUACAAGAACCGCCAGUUCCACCUCAAAAUGUAGAAGCAGCAAUGAUCAGUAGCAGAUCAGUUAAUCUCAAAUGGCAACAUAAGUCUGGCGAUACGCACGAGGUCUUCAAGUUUAUUAUAGAAUAUCGGGAGAUGGAUCGAUCUUGGCAUCAAAUUGAGCUGUCAGAUUCGCCGCUACCAUUCACUGCCCUUAUCGAAGAUCUGAAACCGGCUACGAAGUACACGUUUCACGUCAUCGCAGAAGGUCCAGCAGGUAAGAGUUCUCCCAGUGAAGAUCUCCUUUUAAGAACGGAGCCCCAACGUCCUGCUGGUCCUCCGCUGAAUCCCGCUACUAGGCCUAUUUCUUCCUCAGAAAUAUUGGUGACGUGGUCACCACCGUUACCUGAAUUAAGGCAUGGAGAUAUACAGGGUUUUAAUAUAGGUUAUCGCACUGCCAUUAUGGGUAGCUACAAUUUUACUUCCAUUAAUGGAGACGGCGAAGACGGUGGAGAAAUAUUGCUUGGUGGGCUAAACAAAUAUACUAGAUAUACAAUUGUUGUUCAAGCAUUUAACGAAGUAGGAGCAGGGCCACUAUCGGAGCCUGUAACAGCCCAAACCAUGGAAGAUGUGCCCAGCAUGCCACCGGAAGACGUCAGAUGUGCAGCUUUGACGUCUCAAUCGCUACAAGUUAGUUGGCAGCCACCCCCAACGGAGCAUUGCAACGGCCUCCUCCAGGGCUACAAACUAACAUAUGAGCCAGUGCUGGACGAUAAUUGGAGAGGCAAUGACGAGAUGGAGACGCGAAAAACGACUGCACUGACAACAGUAAUCACUGGAUUGAGAAAGUUUACCAACUACAGUUUGCAGGUAUUGGCAUUCACGAAAGUUGGUGACGGAGUUUUAACGACACCAUCCUAUUGCCAGACGGAAGAAGACGUACCUGGACCACCAGCAGACUUAAAGGUAGUAGUAAGUUCUCCGCAAUCGCUAAAAGUUUCUUGGCUGCAACCUGUGGAACCCAAUGGAGUACUAACCAAAUACAACUUGUACCGAAGAAGCAUGGAUGGUCGCACGGAAGUGGAUAAUGCAAGACAAACAAUAUCUAGUCAAAAUACAAUAUUUGAAGUGAAAAGUGUUCAAUCUCACAUUGAGUAUCAGUUUUGGGUCACAGCUUCGACCAGAAUAGGAGAAGGACAAAGUUCGAAGGUUGUUUCUCAGGUUGCAACACCUCGAGUACCAGCUCGAAUAAUUUCUUUUGGAGGAGUGGUAGUAAGACCAUGGCGCAGUACUGUAUCUUUCAAUUGUGAAGCUGUUGGAGCUCCUAAAAGAGAGUGGCUGAGAAAUGAUCAAAUACUUAAGGGGGGAGCCAAUCAUAACAUUCAGCUCAUGGAUACAGGAGAAUUAAUUCUGUCAAAAUUGCAAAUAGGAGAUGUUGGAAACUACACUUGUCAUGUUGAUAAUGGUCAGGGAACAGACAGAAUUAUAUAUCAUUUAAUAGUACAGAUUCCUCCUAUUGCCCCAUUACUGUACGUGACUAGUGCAACUAGUAGUAGUGUUCUACUUCACUGGAAAGCUGGAAACAACGGCGGUGCUUCAAUAAGUGGUUUUACACUUAAUUAUAAGAAGGAACACGGAGAUAUUGAGGAAGUUCAUUUAUCCAGACAUGCAACGAGUUAUGAAUUGAAAGGUCUUUCCUGUGGAACGACCUACCACCUCUACUUGAUUGCUCACAACAAAAUCGGAAGCUCGCCUGCCAGCCAUCCGCUCCAGGCCAGAACGCAAGGCCAUCCACCCGGAGUUCCUUCCUUAACUUCUUUCAUUUCUCCCAAUUCCACUUCAGUUAUUUUACGCCUUCACGUCUGGCCUGACAACGGUUGCCCCAUUUUAUAUUUUAUACUACAGUAUAAGAAAGCGACUGAAACGCAGUGGACCUUAGUGUCAAAUGCGUUAAAACCACAACGAAGAACGUCUAUUACUGGUUUAACUCCUGCUUCACAAUAUGUAGUCAAACUAGAAGCUCAUAAUGUUGCAGGAUUUUCGACUGAAGAAUUUAAUUUUAUGACGCUUACUAAAGAGGGAGAUGUGCCACCUCCCGAUUUGAUGAAACAGGGAGACGAUGACUCGCCUUUCUAUUCUGAUUUAAAAGUUGUUAUACCGUUAGUAGUUUUAUUUGUAGCAAUAAUUAUUUCUGCCAUAGGGGCUCUGAUAUGUAUGAAGCGACGCUACGUUUCAGGUCACAACGACGCAGCUAAGGAACAAUUGGAUAACCAACAAAAUGCAGAAGCUCAAAGAGAGAGAUAUUAUGCCACUAUUCAUAAGGUUUCUUUGCAGGCCGGAGAAAAAAUUCCAGAGACUUCAGAAGACAUAUCACCGUACGCAACAUUUCAAUUAUCAGAACCUAGUACUUUACCACAAAAUACGAUGCUUCAUAGUUUCAUGUACCACGAGCAUCCAAUGACUGAAGGUUGUGCGUCACCGCCGCCAGCCACCUCAUCUGUUCAACGAAACUCGCCAUAUUACAAUAUCCAAAAAUUUCAAAGUACAAAAGGCCAUGGCCGGCGACGUGCCAAUAGAAAAAAUGAUGUGGAUAGCGACGAUAGCGAAUCGGAUCAAGACCAGCUAACGUCGAGUCGGACAGAGUCUUCCAAUCAAUUAGAUAUGAAACAUAAGCAUAACUUCCUUUAUCAUGGUGCUCAAUCCAGUACAUCAUCAGAUAUUUCGCCAAUGUCAGACCAAAAGUCGCUUCCACGUAGAAAUAGAAACAGGUGGUUGGCUCAGGGUGGGAGAAGCAAUUCUCAAAGGCAGAUGUUAAGUCAUCUUUCGGUCGCAGAGACACCUUUCACUGAGAGGCAGCCCACGGAUCAGAGCACUCCUGAUCGGCCCGAGCUUAGUGAAGCGGAAUGCGACAUCGACACUCUCAAGAAGCUGAAGCUCGGAUUGAGGUCCACCUUGUGGUCCCGACCUGCUGCCGGUGGAAAUGGACAACCUACAGACUAUUCCAUUGCAGUAUAAUAGAUUGAGCAAAAAUUGUUAAAAAUAUAUCGAAUUUGGUUAAUUUGAACACCAUGUACCAAUGAACUCAUUUGUUUUUUUUGAAAAUUUUAGGAUAUUGUUAACUAACAAAACUUAUAAAGAUUAAAAUAAUAAACAAUAAAAUUUUAGAAGAAUAUUAAAAUUUAUGUUACCUUGUAUUUGACAACAAAAAGUUUAAGCGAAACUACAGGGUCACAUUCCCUGAUGUUUGAUGUGUGCUGGUGAUAUAGUGUUAGUAGGAAAUGGUGAAAGCGACUUAGAACAAAAAAUGGGGCAGUGGAAGCAAGCUCUUACCCCGGGAGUAAUCGCGCUCACUUCUGUAACGUGAAUAUUCGCGUGUCAGAUUUCAUCUCACAAUACGAAUUUACAACAAAUUUUUAUUUUAUAGUAUUUUUAUUUACUUGCUAUGUUAGAAAUAUUAUUUCUAACAAUUAUUAAAGCUAAUUGGCUCUCCCCAAAGCCAUAAAUUCCACAAAAAGAAGAAAAAAAAAUACCUUCGCAUUACUACACCCUUCCUCGAGGCACUUACGAAAUUUUUUCAAAAUUGCAAAAUUUUUCUUCAAGUUAUCGCGAAAAAGGAUACAAUGUGAGAUUCUAUCUAACGGCGCAACUACUCGCGGGUUAAGGAAAAAGGUUUAAAACUUAGUAGAACAACAUCAGAGUAUUUGGAAUGCUCAUUUAAAGAUGGAAUUAUUACAAGUAAAAUGGUGUUUUUAGAUGGAAAAUGAUUGUGAAAAGUAAUAGUUGUGAAAAGUAUCUAGGAUCAGUAUUACAGAGAAAUGGGGAAAUAGAUGGAGAUGCGUGCAGUAGAACUAGGGUUGGAUGGAUUAAGUGUAAGGAAGCGAGUGGUGUGUUGUGUAACAGAAGAAUUCCAAUAAAGCUGAAGGGAAAAUUCUAUAAAAUAGCCAUAAGACCGGUUGUGAUGCACGGAUCUGAAUAUUGUGCCGUUAAAAAGAAAGAGGAAUAACAACUGCACGUAGUGGAACUGAGAAUGUUUAGAUUGAAAAGUGGACUGGCAAAAAUUGAUAUAAUUAAAGAUAAGUAUAUUAAGGGAAAUCUAGGGAUGGCACCAAUUGUUGUCAAAAUUAGAAUGAGCAUAGGUUACGAUGGGUUGGUCAUAUUCAAUGUCAAGACGGUAAUCACUGUAUAUGAAGAAUUGCUGAUAUAAGUGUUCUUGGAACGAGUAGGAGGAGAGAAAGAUCAAACAAGACCUGGGGUGAGACGCUUAGGCAAGGCAUAUCGGUAAAGGGGAUUGAUAUUAAUAUGAUCCAAAAUAGAAAGUUACGGAGAAAUGUAAUUAGAGAAGCCAACAUUUUUGGUGCGCCAACAUAAGAGUUAGAUUUCCUUACAUAUAUUUAAAUUGAAACUUAACAUAUCAAAACAGCGUAUUAUGUGGCCGCUUCUACCAAAGGCCUACUGAAUUAUUUCCACAUAGACUGAUCUUAAAAUAUUUUUUAUUAUUAAGCCGGCCAAUCAGGGUACUGCGACGUCGUUUAACUUUGUCGAAUUCGAAUUGGCAAACAUUUUGAUCGUGUACGACAGUGCAUCUAGCGAAAUCAUACAAUUUGACCUCAGACAGUCAGACAUUUCCGCUACAUUACUGCAGAAAUUGAUAUCAUCGACAAUCUUGUCGAAAGAUACCUCAGUACUCUGGAUUACUUUUUUUGAUAAAACACCGGUUUUCGGUUAUACCGGUUUUUUCUACCUUCGGUUUAACCUGGCGGUUAUAACCGGUCAAAAAACCCGUUAUUCUAUAAACCGUUGUUCGGUUUUUUUAUUCAUAGCCAAUACCCAAUAGGAUACAUUUACAUUGCGCUUUAGUUAGCGAUACUCCAUUCGAAUCGAUAUCAGUCUAUAUCAAUAUGUAAAUCAGUCAUCAGUGUUGUGAAAUCGGUUUCAGUCAGCUGAAAAUUUCUCAUUACACGCGGGGAGCGAAAAAUUUUCCCAUUUUUCUCUGAAUUCAGUAUUUUUUCCACUUAUCCGGUUUUUCACCUCUUAUUUCUUAAAAAAAAACGGUUAAACGGUUAUAAAUGGGACAAAAAACAACCGGAAAAACCGAUUAUUGCGGAGGAAAAAACCGGUUUUAUUUUAUAACCGGUAGGUUUUUCUCAUCCCUACUCAGUACUGUGACUGGCCGGCUUUAGAAAAACCAAAUAGGUCAAAUAAAUUAAUCUUGUUUUGCGUUUACUCAAAAAUGCAUAUUUUUAUAGAUUCAUUGGUACUUGAAGUAUUUAAGUUAACUAAAUUUAUCUAUUAUAGCUCUUGGUCUAAGAAUAGAUGUAAAUUAUUAAAAUAUAGCACAUAUUGUGAGAUUUUUAAUUGAUAUAAGUACAAACUGGUCAGAGACGGAUUUAAACUGUUAAUCGUAUUGUAAUUUUCUAUACUGAACAGGACUCAACAUUUUGUACAUAUUAAAUUGACGAAUAAGCUGAUCAGCAAAUUUUUAAUGAAUCUUUAGAUGAUUUUUUGCUAAUGUACGUUAAUAUUUACUUUUAUUUUCUGAAUUAUCUCCAUCUUUAACGUUUUGCUCUGACUGAACUACUAAUCUCGAUACACAUUAUUUUUAUUCAUUCAUAAAAAAACAUGUGGCAAUUGAUGACUUAAGUACCUUGUUGAGGUUUUCUUGAUUAAUUAUCGGAAGUCCAAAGAAAAGAGUCCACCUCGAUACUUGGCAGUAUUUAUCAGAUUUUAAGCAAAUGACGAAACAGGGGGGACACAUUUUUACGGUAUACAGGGUGUGUGCGUAACUUGGAACCAUAUGGGAAACUUUUUUAAUAUAAAUUUUACGAAAAAAGGUCAUUCUUUAUAAAGUGCUCUGCAUAAUCUAAAACCUAGAUGCAAUCAUCAGAUAUCAAAUUUUGUUAACAGUAUACGAGGUAUGUCAAAAAAUAUGAAUUUCGCUCAAGAGCAAACUACCUUUAUAUUUCAAAAUAUCGAAAAACUUUUAUUAUGAAAAGUUAUUUGUAAUUAAAAACAAUAUUCAAAUAUGCAAUAACAGCCUUCUACUUGAAAAAAAAAAUUCUGAAAUUUUCCUAACUUACCGAUUCCGAACGUCAUUUUUAUUUAUUAGACAUGUAAUAACUCUUUUAUUAAUAAUUUUAGGAAAAAAGUUAUUCUUCAUAAAAAUCUGGGCAUGGUCUAAACCUCAAGAUGCAACCAUCAGUUAUCCAAGUUUGUUAAUUUUAUACGAGGUUUGUCAAAUAAUAUGAAUUCAGAAAGAAUUUCUAAAAAUUAACCUGUGCAAAGCUUUUCUUUACAGUGAAUAUUUAGCGAGGUAUAGCUGCUUCAAACCUCUAUUUACAAGCAAACCUCCUUAUUCGAGCCCUUUAAACUCAUCCCACUUAAAAACUAAGGGAUCUUACGGAAUUUAAUUUAUAUAGUCUUAUAGCUCUUAUAGCUAUAAGAUGCCCACCAGUUAUAGAAAAAGACGAAGAUGACAUCGAUCUCAAUGAAGAUGACUAAAAACUAUUUGUAUUUGUAUUUGUAAAUUCGUAUUUUUGUGUAAAUAAAUGUUUUUGUACGUAAUUCUACUUUUUUUUCUAUAUAGACCUAUUAAAUUACUUAUAAAAAUGCAAUGUUACUAAGGGUGAUUUUUAAGGGUUGUAAUAAUAUAUUAUAUCUUAAAGCAUAAAACAAUUAUUAUUUAACCAAUCAAAACAAAAUUUUACCCAUAUUAAGGUUUACAAUGUUUUUAUAUAAUUUUUGAAAAUAAGGGGUAAUUUACACCCUUAAAAUAAUCAACGCCCUUGAACAUGAUAUAGAAUAUGAAGUACAGGGUGAGAUGAUCCUAAUCCCAAAUUUUUAUGCAAAUCGAUGCAAGCCGAAAUCAUUCUUUUAGGAUAAAUGUUUUUUUAUAUAUAGCUCCAACAAGGGUAGUUUUAAGAGUUGAAAUAUUAUGAUAUAUCCUAGAGCAUAAAACAAUCAUUAUUUAACUAAUAAAAACCAAAUGUCGACCAUAUUAAAGUUAAAAAAGUUGCUUUAUAAUUUUUUACAAUUAGGGGUAUUUAUCACCCUUAAAAACCCAAAAGCGUACAACGGCUCAAUAUAGAAAAUGAACUAGAGGGUAAAAUGGGCCUAAUCCCAAAUUUUUGUACGAUGCUGGACGAAAAAAUUGCGAGGUUUUGCCAUUUUUUCAGCUUCAUUUCCUGGCCUAUAUGUUCAAAUCAUGAUAAGUGACAAGUAGUUGAAACGGUCAAAACAAAGAGACGCAGAGUCAUCAAAAAAGCACGUGAGAUUAUACUCGUAUAAUCAACAUUUACUGAAUCGAUCCAUAACUCAAACUAUUAAAAGUUGAACUAAAUUUUUCAAAUCAACUUUUACUGAUCGAUUUAGUUGUAGUUGACUCGAACUAGGAAUAGUCAAUAGUCAACUCUAACUGAGAAUCAACUUGAACUGUAACAUAUACAGUAUGUCCCUGUAAGUUGUAUCCAUAUGGAAAACUUUUUUAUUAUUAAUUUUACGAAAAAAAGUUAUUCUUCAUAAAAAGCUCUGCAUGGUCCAAAACCUAAGAUUCAACCAUCAGAUAUAAAAUUUUAUGAAUGUUAUACGAGGUAUGUCAAAAAAUUUGAAUUUCACUCAAGGGUAAAGUAGCUUUAUUUUUCACAAUAUUGAAAAUUGCUAUUAUGAAAAGUUGUUUGGAAUUAAAAACUAUAUUCUAAUAUGCAUUUACAUCCUUCUAAUUGAAAAAAACAAUUUUUUUGAAAAAUUACAUUAUUUUCAGUUAUUCAAUUCUGAUAACUCUUUUAUUAUUAAUUUUACGAAAAAAAAGUGAUUCUUAAUAAAAAGUUCUGGAUAGUCUAACACCUAAAAUACAACCAUCUUAUAUCAAAUUUUAUCAAUUUUAUACGAGGUAUGUCAAAAAUGAUAAAUUUAGAUCAAAAGUAAAGUACUUUUAUAGUUCAGAAUAUUUCAAUUAGAAGGAUGUAAUUACAUACUGGAACAUAGUUUCUAAUUCUAAAUAACUGAAAAUAAUGUUGUUAUCCAUAAUUUUUCAAAAAAAUAAUUUUUUAAUUAGAAGGAUGUAAUUGCAUACUAGAACAUAUUUUUUAAUUCCAAACAACUUUUCAUAAUAGCAAAUUUCAAUAUUGUGAGAAAUAAAGCUACUUUACUCUUGAGUGAAAUUCAAACUUUUUGACAUACCUCGUAUAAUAUUCAAAAAAUUUGAUAUUUGAUAGUUAAAUCUUAGGUUUUGGACAAUGCAGAGCUUUUUAUGAAGAAUAACUUUUUUUCGUAAAACUAAUAAUAAAAAAGUUUUCCAUAUGGAUACAACUUACAGGGACAUACUGUAUAUUAAGUAAGUAUUUUAAGUUCAAUGAUGAAGGUCCGAUGGGAACGAAAAGAUUAGCAAUUAACAAACAUAUUAGAAGUUUGUGCUUCGCUGUCAAGUUUUUAUUUGUCUUUAUUAUAUUUUAGAUGUUGCUCAAAAUUUUGUUGUAAGUUAUAGAUAUAGAUGAAACAGACCUGUUCCCUAUGGGACCUAUUACAAACCAUUUAAAAAACAAAAAUGAUUCUGAUAGAAAUUGAAAAGAGACUUUUCUCUCGAAAAUAAUGCGUACCUACUAUCUUCUAAGUAUAUGAAUCUGGAUCUCACAAUAUGUGCUAAAGUUUGUUCUGAUAUAUAGAAAUAAUUAUUAAUCAAAAUAAGGUUAAAUUUUGAUACACAAAAUUAUAGUUAUUAAGUUUGUAAUAUAUGUUUAUGAGAGAAACUUUUGGAACAAUUUUAUAACGAUUAUUUACUUUGACUGAUUAAUUAUCUAGUUCAUAGUCCCUUAGUCGUUGUACCAAAGAAGCAAUCACUGUCAAAAACAAAACUAAUCAAAAUCCCUUCCCCACUAACUGUUAACAGUGUGUAUUAUAAUUCAAAUUCCAUUUAAACAAUAAAUCUAUGAUAAACUAA